AUGAAUUAUAACAUUUCUUUUCUUUUUUCUUUUCUUUCUGCAGUUAGCUUAUUUGCUACCUUCCCUACGUCACAACACUCAAUACCUACAUCACACCUUCCCUACGUCACAACCCUCAAUGCCUACAUCACACCUUCCCUACAUCACAACCUUCAAUACCUACAUCACACCUUGCCUACGUCACAACACUCAAUACCUACAUCACACCUUGCCUAUGUCACAACCCGCAAUACCUACAUCACACCUUCCCUACGUCACAACCCUCAAUGCCUACAUCACACCUUGCCUACGUCACAACCCUCAAUGCCUACAUCACACCUUGCCUACGUCACAACCCUCAAUACCUACAUCACACCUUCCCUACGUCACAACCCUCAAUACCUACAUCACACCUUGCCUACGUCACAACCCGCAAUACCAACAUCAAACCUUGCCUACGUCACAACCCUCAAUACCUACAUCACACCUUCCCUACAUCACACCUUCCCUACGUCACAAACCCUCAAUGCCUACAUCACACCUUGCCCUACGUCACAACCCUCAAUGCCUACAUCACAACAACCCUCAAUGCCUACAUCACACCUUCCCACAUCAAAACCCUCAAUAACUACAUCACACCUUCCCUAUGUCACAACCCUCAAUACCUACAUCACACCUUCCCUACAUCAAAACCCUCAAUACCUACAUCACACCUUCCCUACGUCACAACCCUCAAUGCCUACAUCAUACCUUCCCUACGUCACACCCCUCAAUGCCUACAUCACACCUUGCCAACGUCACAACCCUCAAUGCCUACAUCACACCUUCCCUAGUCACAACCCUCAAUGCCUACAUCACACCUUGCCUACGUCACAACCCUCAAUGCCUACAUCACACCUUGCCGACGUCACAACCCUCAAUGCCUACAUCACACCUUCCCUACGUCACAACCCUCAAUGCCUACAUCACACCUUGCCUACGUCACAACCCUCAAUGCCUACAUCACACCUUGCCGACGUCACAACCCUCAAUGCCUACAUCACACACACCCCUUGCCCAUCACACCUUCCCCCCUACGUCACAACCCUCAAUGCCUACAUCACACCUUGCCCACGUCCACAACCCUCAAUGCCUACAUCACACCUUGCCGACAUCACAACCCUCAAUGCCUACAUCACACCUUCCCGACGUCACAACCCUCAAUACCUACAUCACACCUUCCCUACAUCAAAACCCUCAAUACCUACAUCACACCUUACCUACGUCACAACCCUCAAUGCCUACAUCACACCUUGCCUACGUCACAACCCUCAAUGCCUACAUCACACCUUGCCUACGUCACAACCCUCAAUGCCUACAUCACACCUUGCCUACGUCACAACCCUCAAUGCCUACAUCACACCUUCCCUACGUCACAACCCUCAAUGCCUACAUCACACCUUCCCUACGUCACAACCCACAAUACCUACAUCACUUCACUCACCUCAGUUGGAUUACCCUUUUUUUCCUUUUUCCCAUUACCCUUCUUCUAUUUUACCAUUAGCAUUCUUCCAUUUUACCAUUACCCUUCUUCCAUUUUACCAUUACCCUUCUUCCAUUUUAACAUUACCAUUCUUCCAUUUUUCCAUUACCCUUUUUCUAUUUUACCAUUAUCAUUUUUCUCUUUUACCAUGCCCAUUCUUCCUUCUUACUGUUUUCCAUUGUCCUUUCUUCCUUUUGUCCAUUCUUUCAUUUUGCCAUUGCCAUUCUUCCUUCUUUACCAUGACACUUCUUUUUUCUUCUUUUUUACCAUGA
Messenger RNA from Acanthosepion pharaonis, 1773 nucleotides. The record is from the annotation of a GenBank genome assembly. Lineage: Eukaryota; Metazoa; Mollusca; Cephalopoda; Sepiida; Sepiidae.